GAGAGAGAGAGAGAGAGUAAUAGGAUGUUCGACUUUCUCCGUUUGUAGAUUUGGAUAACCUAUUGUUGCUGUUGUUAUUGUUGUUGUUGUUGCUAUGAGGAGGUUGAGUGUGCGGGAACAGACAGGCGAAGGAAUUGAUAGUUGUGGGGACGUGGGGCGAAGUGGGAUGUAGAUCAUGUGUCGGGGGGCGUUUCUGUGUGACACACACACACACACACACACACACACACACACACACACACACACACACACACACACACACACAAUGGUGUUGUUUCAUGUCGUUACUCGCACAGAGAUUCCCACCGCGCUUGGAAGACAUACCCGUGCCCGUGUCGUUGUGAGCGUGAGUGGUGAGUGUUCGGGCAGGAGGCGCUGCCAGGCGGUGAUGGUGCAGGGCUGGCUACCUCAUGGAGGCGGUGGACUCCCUGGCGGCACGGGCUCGCGGGGCCCUCACUACUGCCUUCUCCUUCCGUAAGUCUUCAAGAGACAAGGGCGCGGCGGCGGCACCCGUGCAGGAGCAGGCCGUGACUCACCUGCGGCCCCCGAGGCCUCACAGCGGCAGGCGCCACGCGCCCCACUCUGACUUUAUCCCUGCACGUGAGCUGACUCGGCCGCGGCCUCGCCAGGAAGGCGGCAUCCGCGGCUUGCAUGAGGGCGUGCAGAGGUACCAGUACUUGCCGCCCAACCCUCACACGGUGGGUGUUCCCGUGCCUGAGUUGCACCACCCACACCCACACUCGCGCCACGGCCACCAUCCCUCGCACCAAGCCCCGCUGGCCACACGCGCCCUUCCCACCAUCGUGCUGCCCCCUGCCAACCUGGCGGCCCCCAAAGAGGCCUCGCGCCUCGAGAGACGCCGCAGCUCCCUGGGCGAACCACUGCAUGAACGGCCGCUGCCCCUGCACCUGAGGGAAGGGCGCCGUCCCAGCCUGGACCCUAACGUGCUGCUCAAUACACAGCCCUACCCAGAGGACCGCCGCGGCCAGUAUGUGACUGCCGGGCGCGGCUGCCGGCCUGCCCAUCCCAAGAGGUUCACGCCCGCCGCCAAGACUGGUGGCCGCCGCCGCAGCGCCUCGCCGCCCCCCGCCACGCGUCGCCGCCAGGAGACAGACAGGCGGCGGCCCAAGAACGGCCAGUUCGUGUCCGCCAGGAAGAAUCCUGCACCCUCCGCGGCGCCCGGCAAGCCUGCGUCAGGCGUGUGGACCAUCCAGAUACACCCGCCCACUCCUGACUCCACGCCCGUGCCUUCCCACGCCACCACACCCACUCCAGCCACUGCCACUUGCUCUACCACCGCCUCCCCGGGCCGCUUGCACACCGCGGUGCUGCGCCUGGCCCGGUGGCGUCUGCACAUGAAGCAGACCGCUGCCACACACUGGGCUGCCGUCAAGAAGGACGCUCCCACCGUGGAGGAGGUGAUGGAGGCGCUCGGCCAGGCACAGGUGAUCGCCUUAGUGUGCGGCAUCAUCACAGCCUUCCUGAUGGUGCUGGCCCUCGCGUCCUCCGAUUGGCUGUUGGCGGUGGGCUGGCGGCAGGGCCUCUUUGAGCACUGCGUGGAGCAAGGCGCGCCCAAACCCCUGCCUUUCCAAAUCAACGCGGAACCGGGAUGUCACCCAGCACGAGACGAACCCUACAUCAUGGCCAGCGCUGCCCUGUGUGUCAUCUGUCUGCUGCUGGACUUCUUUGCCACCAUCAUGACAGGCCUCGGUCUGAGCAACAACGACCCUUCUGUCAAAACACGUUACUACAGGAUUGCCGUCUGGGUGAUGACUCUUGCUUUGAUUGCCAUCCUUGUAGCACUCAUCCUGUAUCCAGUUUUCUUCGCGCAGGAGCUGGAACUUGGAAACCGGACCCUGUGGGAGUUCGGGUGGGCUUACGGCGUUGGCUGGGGUGCUGCCAUCUUCCUGUUCGGUGCCGUGGUGCUGCUGCUGUGCGACCAAGAGGAGGAGGAGAUCUAUUACAAGGAGAGGACCAUCAUUCAUGCAGAGAACGACUCCAGGGCCUAAGUGACCCAGACAUUGGCAUGAAGCAGAGGCCUUGCAGCUCCCCAGUGUCAAGAGCAGCCCAUGGUGACCGCCUGUCCCUCACUCCUCAGAGGCUGGAAGAGUGGAUGCAGCAUGAAAGAGUCGAGUGUGUGGCGUGAGUGAGGUGAAAGAAGUGUUCUCUCCUGUCCAUUCACUAUUAGUAAUGCUUCCUUACAGCCACCAGUACUGUACUUAUGAAUGGAGGCCACGAGUGUGUGAAAACGUGAGGCAAGGCACGGAGGAAAGUGAAGAGACAAAGAGGAAAUAAUUCACGAACUCACAUAUCGGCUUGUGUCCAGCGCACGAGUGACGACACAGUUUACGUAGCGAAUGUGGAAGCUGAGCAGUGCAGGACGUGGCAUUGCAAGGGCACCGUCUUGUGUCUUCUAGAGAAUGUCUUGCUUCCUGGGCCUCCAUCCUGCCACCCCCAUUGCUUCUCCUGACCCUCAGUGGUCCCGGCAUUACUCCUGUGUAGUGUUCUGUCUACACAGCAAGUGUGUAUGUGUGUGUGUGACGCUGCUGUUGUCUGAUUCUGUGUUGACGAGAGACAGAUUGUGGUGUUGACAUGUAUCUGUGUUACUUUGGUGUGUCAUGCCUGCAAGGUUCAAUUGGUCUGCUCUUAUUUCUUGUGUUCUUUUGUGUCCAUGCUGCAGUUCUGUUUGACAAGAGCCAUAUUUGCUGCCAUGAGAUUUUGACCACGAGGAACUUUUGUCAGUUCCUCGUCUUCCUCCUGUUCAUGUUUUUUAUUUUUUUUUUUUUUAUUUUUUUUUUUUUUUAUUUUAUUUUUUUUUUUUCCAGUUCAAUUUUCUGUUGUGAAAUAUGAGUUGCUUCACCAGUUGCCCAUGACCAAAAAAAACCUUCACUAAUUCUCUUCUUCUCUACAUUCUUGCAUUAUUUCCUUUAAUCACAAAAUAAUCUUUCCUUUCCUUCACAUUUUUAUUCAUUACUUUUUUUCUAUUGUGAGCUGUUUUUGAGUUGCUCCCAGUACAGAGUGACCUUGAGAAACCUUCACUGGCUCCCCUUCCUUCAUACUUCACUUUAUCCUUGUUGUUGUCAACCUCUCAUGAGUUGCUUCCAGCACUGACACCGACCACGCACCUCAACACAACCUCCAGACACAGGUUCCAGAGCACUGAGAAGGAAACUAGAAGGAAGAGAAGAAGACAAAUACAAGUAAGGAAAUGAGGAAAAGAAGAAAAGAAGAACGACAAGAUGAAUGCAAGCACAGAAAGAAAUGAGAAGAAAUAUAGAAGCACAGAAGGAAAUGAGAGAAAGAAGAGAAAGGAACACAAACACAGAACUGGGUUGGCAGGAGACAACCUGGGAGAAGCCUAAACAGAGUCACCACCCCAAUACGUAUAGAUAUUCUUACAUUUCGCUGGUGGUGUGUCGUCUGUGCCAGCUUAACUCUCUUAGUCAAUAAAUUUAGGUAAGACUAGAUUAAACGGUCUUAAAUAGUCAAGGGUUUUUACUCCAUAAUAAUAAUAAUAAUCAUAAUGCCUCUUAGCUCAUCUCACAAGGAAGUUAUCUCUCUUUCUCUUGGAUCCAGAAAGUUCGGAAUCCACAUAAUAUUACGGCAUUGUUUUGUGCCGAUGCCUCGACUCUCCAUAAUAAGAUGCAUAGAUAUCUAGGCCUUCUAUAAUGAUGAUGAUGAUGUGGAUUUGGGAAGAGAUAGAGCUCUUUUUUUUUUCUUAUUUUUAGAGAUUUUUAAUGAUUCUCUUCGCAUAGUUAUCAUUUUUUUACCUGUUUAGUUUUUAGUUACAAUUUGUUUCAUAGCGUUUCUGUGUUUUUCAUAUCCUCCUCCCAUCCUUGUGGCCAUUGCAGUUGUCUUUCAUUAGUCACACAAUCAUCACUCUUUGCAUAUCAUCAGUCGCUUAAUUUCCACUGUCAUUAGUAACACAACUUGAAUGAACAAAUUGUUAGUCACCACCACCACCACCACCACAUCCUCACCAUUGUCACCCUUCACCAUGCACUCUCACACAUCCACUCUCCUUUAGAACACACCUUUCCCUGUUUCUCAGUUAGAUUUUGCUUACUAUACUUCAUAUGCAUCAUUAAACACACACACUUACAUACACACUGACCCAUAACACUUCUACAUACGCAUGACUCCCAACACUGCUUUAAGGCCUUUUUUGUGUGCCAUUGCUUACUUUCCCUCUGAGCGAUCCCCAAGUCAGUAACUUUAAGCCCGGGUGCAGCUGAUAAGAUAAUAGAUACAAAAAACUUAUGCUCGCUAAUGCCACACGAUUUGCUUUCCUUACGUAGACAGAGCAGACCUUGGCGUGAUACUAAACAAAAGGCUGCUGGAAGUGACUAAUUCUAUGUAGGAGUUACUGAAGUUUAUCUGUAAUUUGGAGUGUUUAUUAUCCCUCCCACUUUUUUUUUUUUUUUUUUUUUUUUUUUUUUUUUUGCCUAACUGCUGCAUUAACUGGAGAUUUUUGAGAAUUUGUCCACGUUUUGUCUGUUGUGUUUUGACCCAUGGGGGGAAGGAGACGAGACAGGGAAGGUCAUGCGUGUAAUGUCUUGAGUGACAAUCAUGUUUCAUACUUGCACAAACUCCCUCUUUAGAUCAGUUCCUAGGCCAGUUUGUUGACAGCUUCACUUAGACUUUUAGAAAAAUUCAUCUCAAAUUUAGUUGGAGGAAGAAGAAACUACACACAUCAAUGUUGCAUAAUGUCUGGGAUAAAGGAAGGAGUGUGCUUUGAUGCCAUUACAUACAGGAUCAGGAUUAUCCAUAGAGGAUCAAGCUUGUUUGGUAAAGUGUUCACAUUUUAGUUUUGAUUCAAUGUACAGCAACUCUGGCCUGUUAUCCUCACCAUGGUAUAUGCACUAUUAUUACUUUGCCUUUUAACAAUAUUUUUAUCCUUUGUAUUAACAAGUGUACAGUAUGGUCAAAAGUUGUAUAACCUGCAGUCACUUACAUUGUUCUUAAGUGUUUAUCCUCAAUUCUAAAUCCUGUAAGUUGCUGAGGUUCUUUGAAUCAUCAGGUUUUGUAUGACAGUGAGUAGGUGAAAGGGGUGAAGACUGAAGGAAAGACACAAACCACAAUAGAAGUGAGUGCAGAAGGUUACAUGACUUCCGAACCAAACUGUACUUACCGAGGAGCACCGAAUCUAAAUGAGCUGCUCCAGUGGUGUUUAUAAACUGCUUCACACAUGGCAGGAGUUCCCAAGCUGUCCUGGUUCCUGCUGCGUCUGUGAAUUCUUUUACAGACAAAUGUUCCAACCGCUGUUGUGAUUUUUCAGCCGUUCGUUCAAUGCUUGCAGGUUCCCCUCCCUUGCUCUCUUGAUACUUGACACUCCUGUAGGUGAAGUAAGUCAGCGCCCCGCCAUAUCAGUGUGUCUGAGGCUUGUAGUUGCACCACAUUGUAUAUAGCGUGUCCUCUUUGAAUGAACUCUACUUCUCUUAGCAUAAAUUCAAGUGCCAGCGAUUGCAUGGGUGUCUGUGGUCCUCCAGGGAAGACGUCCAGGGUUGUGAGGGAUCUGAAGGACGCUUCCCCUCAAUGGUGAGAGUAUGAACCACGGCAACCCAGCAAAUUGUUUCACUCUUGGUCUGACCUGUCGUAAGAAAUUUUGAUAGCGUGUUAAGGGCUUAGAUUUCCAAGGUAAUAAUAAUAAUGAUGCUUUUAGUUGGAUGAAAGUUUUUAUACUAGACGAUUCUCUUACAAUGUAAGUAGAAUGUUUUAAGAGCAAAGCAUUACCGUGAAAGGUGUGAAUCGUAACAUUCGCGUCUUUUCUGCAUGCUCUCAUAUUCACAAAGUACUACUACUAUUAUACUGUGUACUGUGCAGCAUUAGUCCAUCAUGACAUUCACAGGGAGUAGUCAUAACAGAUCAGCAACACAUUGAAAUGGUAAUAGACAAGCAUGGACGUGACCCUGAGAAGACACCUUGCAGUCACCAAGAAGGCCGAGAGGUCAGGCCCAAGACUGCGGCCACAUGUCUGUGGCUUUGCUGAGGAACUAGUCAUGGUUUGUUGUGUAUUACUGCUGCUGAGGCUUGUCUGACCAGUGGCAGUAAAACCUGGGUUGGUGCAUCUUCGCCAACUCAAAGACAUGGAGCUGAGCUGACCCAUACUUACCCACUAACAGUUCUCUGGUGUGUGUGUGCGAGUGUGUGCGCGCGCGCGUGUGACCGCCACCCAUCGCCAUGUCAUUAGGUUACCAAAUGUAAGUGAUCAAUUCGUUCAAGAUACAGCAGCUGCAGAUGGAAAGAUAUUUUGUUUUUUUUAUUUAUUUUUUAUAUAUAGUAUUGUUUUUCUUUGUGCUGUCCUAUUACUGUAUUGUUUAGGGCAUUGUAUAUAGACAUUACCAAUGUGACAAUUGGGACUUUGUUUGUUGACAAGUGUGUAAAUGAUCAAGUUCCUGAUGGUGAUGGUGGCACCAUGCCCUGAGGAAGGACUGUAGGGGUCAUCAUUCUCUUCAUUUUUAAGUUGAUGUUACUGUUUUUUUUUUUUUUUUUUUUUUUUUAUGUAACAGUUUCAGUUGAGGAAUUCCCACUAAACACAAACGUAUCCCUCGUUAUGCCCCCAAAGUGCACCACCUCCUGAAGGCUGAAACAUUCAAUCUGUACCGAGAGCCAGUCAUUAAAUCAAGGCUCAUGUUGUCUAAUAUUUCAGUAUCUUCUCUUGACGACUUCCAACUGUACCCAAGAAAUUAAGGUUUUCAAGAAUGUGUUCAUAAUUCUAGUGAUAGUUUAGCAAGGAGUUUGGAUCAUUCAUGCAUAAAAAAAAACCAUGAAAACUCAAACAAUCUAUAACACUCUUAAGUGAACAACCCAACUCACUCACAACUUGAAAAUUAUCAUAGUGAAAGACCAAAGUGUUUAAUGCAUAGUGAAUCAUAAUGGCCGUUCUUACUGCAACAGGAAGGACAUGGUUGCCUUGUCCUCUCUGCCAGAGUGUUGCUGGCCUCUUCAAUCCCCAAAAGCUGUGAGGCUCAUAGGAACACAGUCCUCUGGUGUCUAUUUGUGGAGGUUAUAGGAGAUCCAUGUUAAAGAGUGUGUGCAUGGUUGGUGUGCACGGUUACCCCAGAAUCCUCAUUAUGUUUAAGGGAUGAAACUGUACUGAACUGUGACUUGUGUUAAAAUCAAUAUAUUGGAAGCACUUUGCUGGCACACCUUACUCCUGCUGCUCCUCCUCACUAACUACUCUUAGUAUUAUGGCUUGUUUCAAUUUAGCAUAAAAUUUCAAGUUUAUUUGCUUGUUCCUGUCUCUCAAAUCAUGCUCUUUACAAUUACAAGGUGAAUGUUUUAGCCACAUUAAUCUUCUGACUGCUAAUGAUAAUUUAACAGCUGUUCUUUUGAGCAACGUUGAGUGAAUUUAGUGAUUCAAGAAUAAAAUACAAAAAAUAAAGGGUUUAACUUACUCAAUUGCUCCUUUGUGUUGCCUCAUCUUUCAAAGCUAAUCUGAGUCUGAAGGAGCUGCAGCAGUCUGAGGGUUAAGCAGUGGGCUGAUGGGGUGAGGCAGGACGGGGGAGGCUGAGGUGAUGCUGGUGGGGACAACCUUCCACCAUGAGGGUCAGUGGUACAUUUCUUCCGUGUGUUGGGCGCCGCCAGGUCGUCCCUUCAUAGCAAUAAUGAGCGCUUGGCUUCACAGGAGUAAAUAGUUGGUCUGUUUUCAAUCCAAAAUUAAAGCUGUAAGUUCUAUGAAGUUGCCGGAUUGUUUCAGUGGUAUGUAAAUUUUAGAUUUUAUGUAAAAAUACAAAGUCUUUAAUAUAUUAUUGAUAUACU
Messenger RNA from Portunus trituberculatus (swimming crab), 7761 nucleotides. RefSeq names its product SH3 and multiple ankyrin repeat domains protein 1-like. Lineage: Eukaryota; Metazoa; Arthropoda; Malacostraca; Decapoda; Portunidae. Gene Ontology annotation, biological process: cell-cell adhesion. Gene Ontology annotation, cellular component: membrane; cell-cell junction. Bases 411 to 2009 code for a protein of 532 amino acids. The transcript is spliced from 6 exons. The record is from RefSeq and is a predicted model, not a curated record.